AUGUCAACCUACGCAAUCCUCGGUGCCACCGGCAACUGUGGCACGGCUCUCAUCGACAACCUGCUGCGCACCGACAAUGCACGAAUCAACGCCUAUUGCCGCAACAAAACCAAGCUGAUCCAAAAGGUUCCCGCAGUAUCCGAGAGCAAGCACGUUACGGUCUACGAAGGGAGUAUUUAUGAUAUCGAUCUCCUGGCAGACUGCAUCCGCGACACCCGCGCCAUCUUUCACGUGGUGACUACAAACGACAAUGUUCCCGGCUGUCACGUCGGCCUGGAUACGGCCAAGAGCAUCGUCGCGGCGAUCGAGAAGCUAAAGGUCCAGAAUCAACUCCGUGCACCUCUCCCCACGAUUCUCCUGCUCUCCUCCGGUACGAUCGAUGACCAUCUGAGCCGUCAUAUGCCGUGGUGGUUCCGCUCCAUCCUUCGUACCGCCGCGUCACAUGUCUACGAGGACCUGCGCAAGACCGAGAUCUACCUCCGGGCACAGCAGGAUCUUGUAUCGACCAUCUUCAUCAAACCUGGUGGACUGGCUGUGGAUGCGCAACGUGGUCACGAGCUGAACCUUGACCACGACGAAUCGUUCGUCUCGUACCUCGACCUGGCUGCGGGGAUGAUCGAGGCCGCGGAUGACAAAGACGGGCGGUACGUGAUGAAGAAUGUGAGCGUGGUGAAUAGAAACGGAUCGGCCAAGUUUCCGUCCGGGACUCCCUUGUGUAUUGCCACGGGUUUAGCGAGACAUUUUUUGCCUUUUCUGCAUGAGUAUUUACCAUCCACCGGUCCUAGCUAG
Molecule: messenger RNA, 789 nt
Organism: Penicillium oxalicum
Lineage: Eukaryota; Fungi; Ascomycota; Eurotiomycetes; Eurotiales; Aspergillaceae
Gene: tpcG
Product: oxidoreductase tpcG
Exons: 1
Coding region: 1-789 (262 amino acids)
Source: RefSeq, a predicted model, not a curated record